AUGAGCUCCGGCGUCCGUAACCUGCGGGCCAUGUUCGAGAACCAAAGCGCGAGUUCGUCUCCUGAGCCCCGCGGUCGCUCCCCAGUAGAAAGCGCCGCCGCAGACAGCACCGCCCGGCCGACGCCCACGGUACGCGCCUCGUUCGUUUCCGUCGAGCCCAGUGGUGGCGUCGCCUCGGACUUGGGCAUGAACAAGGGCACGCCCACGAACAGCGCCGCCGCCCAUCGCCGGGAGAGCUUCAGCAUCAGCCACGACCACGCCGCCGAGGCCACGGAGCUCAAGCGCGCCGUGACUGAGGAGAGGGAGGAGCGCAAGCACAGCGUGGCUAUUGUCGAGGCCGUCCCAGAGCAGGCCGUCGCGUCGAGAGAGUCCUCAAUGCCCGCGCCGCCGUUCCGAAGUCCUCCAGACGGAGAGAUGCCGAACCUUGGUGCUAUCAUGAAGGGGUCUGACUUUCCCGAUGGUGCUGUCGAGGCUGAGGCGUCCCCAGUCAGUGAGGCGCCAGCUGCUGUUUCCGAGGAGAGCCCUGUGGUGGAGGAAGAGAAGGCUGAACCGACCCCAGCACCAGUUGUUGAUGCACCCGCUGUCGAUGCGCCUGCUGUCGAUGCUCCAGCUGUCGAUACGCCUGAAGUCGACACUCCCGCCGUCGACACACUCGCAGUCGAUGCACCUGCAGCCGAUCCACCCGCAGUCGACACAACGGCAGAUCACACACCUGCUGUCGACGCGUCUACUGCAGACACGCCAGCUGCAGACACGCCAGCCGUCGAAGCACCUGUAGUAGAUGCACCCGUUAUCGACACCCCAGCCGAAACGCCAGCCGAUAACCCUGAUAAGGCAGUAACGGGCGCGCAGGAGGAGGUGUCCCUGAAGCCAGCGGACCCUACAGACGCAACCGCCAUCGCGGGCGGCAAGGCACUACCCCCUCCCGCGGAAGAUCUACAUGCUUCCACACCCGAAGUUGCUGAGAGCAAGCCUGAGUCCAACGGCGCGCCGGCAGUAAAGCCCAAGGUCGACGUCAAGAAGCCUAGUCCCAUCUCCACCCAAAAAGCCACCUCGUCCAAAACAGCGCCCUUGAAGAGUCCGCUGAAGAGCCCGGUGUCGAAGCCAGCACCGAAACGGCCAACCACGCCCAAGCUCACGAGUGCUGCCUCUGCACCGAAGCCGAAGCACAGCCCCACCGCGAAGCCGGCUCCCAAGCCCGCGGCGCUCAAGGAGCACAAGGCCCACAAGGAGCCAGUCAAAGCGCCAGCGCACAAGACCAGUCGAACAUCGUUGCGUCAAUCGAGCGCUCCGACAGCUGCGUCUUCCACUGGCGGUUCUUCGAUCAGAGCAAAGUCUGCGACCGGAGCAAAGUCUACGACCGCAGCUCCAGCUCCAGAGAACAAAAAGCCAGCCGUUGCGGCAACCAAGCCAGCAACAGCUCCAAGUGCCACAUUACACGCUUCCAAAAAGCCGCAAGCGAAGCCACCCACACAUCCAGUCAGACUCCCUUCCCACUUGACGAAGCCCACCGCCGCCUCAGCCGCCAAACUUGGCGAGGAGAAGCCCGUCCGCAAGCCGGUUGUUGCGACGCGACCGUCAGCGCCACCCAAGCCCGCACCGGUCGCAAAGGCUCCACGAGCCUCAAUCGCUCCCAGCGCUGCUGCCCCCAAGCGUCCAGAAUCGCGAGUGUCUUCUGCUCCCGCACCCAAUGAGGGCUUUUUGGCCCGCAUGAUGCGCCCUACAACUGCCAGUGCUAGCAAGACGCAUGAGAAGCCGACUUCACCACCCCGUAAAGCGGCUUCCAAGACCACCAUCCAGAAGGGCAAGAACAAGGUUAUCGAGGUAGCCGCCAAGGCCAAGGCGGCAAUCACCAACGGUGAUGAUGAUGAGGCAUCGAAGGACUCCAGCGCUCACGAUGCCGCGACUGAUUCGGCGAGUGUAGAAGGCACUGAGUCUGCGCCGGAUCACACGACAGAGGCUUCGGAAAGUGAGGCAGCCCCUUCAGUCGAAGAGGCAGUUUCGCCCACAACGGAGCAGACGCCUAGCCUCGAAGGCACCGCCGUCCAUUAG
Dothidotthia symphoricarpi CBS 119687 is the source of this 2052-nucleotide messenger RNA. RefSeq lists its product as uncharacterized. The transcript is spliced from 2 exons. The coding region runs from base 1 to 2052 and encodes 683 amino acids. Lineage: Eukaryota; Fungi; Ascomycota; Dothideomycetes; Pleosporales; Dothidotthiaceae. The record is from RefSeq and is a predicted model, not a curated record.